AGUAAACACAGAAACUCUGUUAGUGGCGUUAACAUCGAGUCCAACACAAGUACAAUACCUGUAACAGGGCAAUAAUGCCUUCAGUUCAGCGUUUUAGACAGUUUUUCAACGAGCGACUUGCUGCUGCUGCUGAGGAAAUAUUCAGCGCCUUUGAAAAAACUAUCCUCGAGUACGAGGAAGAGAUCAGCCGUCAGCGGAAGCUGCUGGACAUCGCCUGGAAACCUGCGGUGAAGUUACCCAGGAUAGAGCUCCCACAGCAACUUGCCUGCAAGGAGGAGGAGGUUGUUGCCAUUGACCACCAGCUCAUUCACCAAGAGAGAAACUCCAGGUUGGACCAACAGGGCCCAGAGCUUCCACAGGUUAAAGAGGAGCUCUGUACUAGCCAGGACAGAGAGUAUCUUGUACUGAAGCAGGAGACUGAUACCUUUAUGGUGCCUCAUACUUAUGAGAAAGGUUGCAACACUGGAGAUCCGACUCUGUGCUUGAAUCUGAGUGAAUCUGAGAAUCUAGCAGAGAAAGAGUCAUUAGUCAAGAUAUCUAUUAAAACCCCAGAGGAAGCAGAGCUAAAUUCCAACCACCAGUUCUUCUCUCACAGUUCUUGUUUAUCUAAGAGCCGUGAGAUAGAAGGCAAGCCUGGAAAUGCAGAGACAAAACCACAGAAGAUACCUCUCAAAGGCAACUAUGUACAUAAUCCUGCCAUGUUGAUGAAUUACUGUGAAACACACACAAGCCAAAAGUCUUUCAAAUGUGACACUUGUGGAAAAACAUUUCCGUUUAAUUCCAAAUUGAUCAGACACCUGCGAAUCCACACGGGUGUGCGGCCAUAUUCUUGCAACAUCUGCGGUAAAAGAUUCAACCAGACAUCCAUACUGAACGUUCAUAAACGAAUCCACACAGGUGAGAGGCCAUAUUCUUGUAACAUUUGUGGGAAGAGAUUUAAUCAGACGUCAAUACUGAACGUCCAUAAAAGAACCCACACAGGCGAGAAGCCGUAUUCUUGUAACAUCUGCGGUAAAAGAUUCAAUCAGAAGUCAAUACUGGACGCUCAUGUCAGAAUCCACACAGGAGAGAAGCCCUUUUCUUGCAAAACAUGUGGGAAAUGUCUCAGAAGUCGUUCUAGUUUGCUGGUCCACAUGAAAACACAUAGAGGUGAGCAGCCGUAUUCCUGUGAGCGGUGGGAUGUUUCAGGUGUAACUAUCUUGUAAGUCCAUGUGUGAAGUCAAACUCGUACCAGACCGUCGCUAAAAGUAAAAGCAAAUUAUGUUGGAUACAGUUCCAGUUUUGUGGUUCGAGACCAAAACACAGCAGGAAUGCUUAAUUGCAGCUCAUAGGAACACAUUUUCAUAACACUUAUGUACUUUCUGCAGCUCCCUUGUCAGAAGCGGUCGCUGCAGUGUAUAGCACUGCGUGUUCUUUAUUUGGCAGAAUUUUGCACUGCAUGCCCUUCCUGACGUAACCUUGAAGGGAUUUGCGUCUCCGACUGGAAUUAAACCAGCAACCUUUCACUUCCUAAGUGAAUGUGUAAGCCAUCACACUACAGAACAUCAUUAAAGCCCCCCUUACUGUAUAUGGUUGGCAUAUAGCCAACAAAGUGUCUUUGUAAUGGGGAUUUAUGAGUUCCCCCCACUCUGCCUUGCAGAUUGCUUGCAGAGCUCUGAUAUAUCAAAAGCUGCUCCUUCCUGCCUCCAAACACAUCUUUGGUGAUUGUAGCUACAAAACCUCAGUUUUAAUUUCAUCUAUCCACAUCACUCACUUACCAAAUGUCUUCUAUAGAUGGCUUCAGAUGUUGACUUUUGUGAUGAGGUUGCAGGUCAGGUCUUCUGACUCCUUCUAUUCAGACCCUGUUGCUGCAUUCGCUCACAGUAAUGUAUGAUGCUCCUUCACUCCUGUGUCAGCAAAACCUUUCUGCAGCUCCUUUAGGGAUUAUGAAUAUAAGGGUUUGGAAUAGUGGAUUUUCAAGCUUGAAGUGCCUUCAUAUCUUUAUAUCCUUCCCUUGCAUUGUUUACUUUUUACAGGUCUGCUCACAGUAUUUGUCAGCUAGUGAAAUUUCAGCUGACAAACUGUAAUGACAGUUGUUGUUGUUUUGACGUAAGGCCUAGAGUUACUGAAGAGAUGAGCCUUUACAAGAAGACAUGCACAUGUCACAAUAUCUGUAUUAAAAUAUAUAUAUCUAUAAAUGUAACAAAAUGUGUGCCUGAAUGUUUGUAUGCAGCUGUAUGUCUUCACCUCUGCAGCAUGUGAGUUGCUGCUUUGCUUUGUAACUGUGUUGCUUUUUGGCGUUGUCUAUUUGUUAAAGUUCAAAGCUAGAAGUAUUAUUAUUAUCAUCAGGAUUAUUCAGUCUACCAGCUAUUAAAUCUGUCUGUAAAACACUGUUGAGAAACACCCAUUACAAUGUCUUACAACUCCAGCUGAUAUUUGGAGAUAUUUUGUUUGGCAAAGAACAAAAAUGUUCACAGCUCAGUGUCACACAAGACGAUAAAAUUGAAAUUCUCCCAGUUGAACUAAGUCGAGGAGCUGGAGUCAAAUCCUGUUUGGUGUUACUGUUCUUACUGCUCCUGAUUAUUGUCCCAUUGCAUCAUUUAGAAGCAAAUGCAGUACGGCAGGCUGCCUGUCGGUGUAUCAGUAGUUCUGCUGUAAUUGUGAUGAAUGAGAUACACUCAACUUGUGUUUGCUGAUUACAUCAUAUGUAUAUCUGUCUUCAUCGUUUUAGUCUGAGUCUGCUUUACGUGGUUCGGCCCAGCCAAGCAUUCAUUAGGUUACAUGUGUAUGUUUCUACUUUAAGGUAUCACAGUAAGUAAAGACCUUUACUGUAUUAGUAUUACAAUUAUUAGCAUUACAAUUUCCCUGUAAGCAAAUGGCAGAAACAACAAAACUGAAGUACUCACAGAAGUUACAGUAUUUUUUUUUUUUUCUUUUUUAGCUUGACUCUAGUAAGAUUGUCUUCAAGAUUUGAAUUUAAAUCUCGCUUGGGCACUUAUUGUAGACAGACAUGCAAAUAUACCAUCACACACACACACACACACACACACAUAUACAUACAUACACAUAUAUAUCGGCUGACUUUGGCUAAGCCCUUGUAGUGCCUGCUGUAGAGACAACCAGUGAAGAUACAUGAUGCUGGAUCUAAAUGUACAGCAUGUUAAUGUCUUUACCAAAGUUGCAUGCUGUUUAAAUAAUGAAGUUAAAAGUUGCUGUUUAAAAUUAGUCGAGGGGAUCAAAGGAAGUAACAAGAAGCAAUAAUGACAGCAUUGCCCGUUCAGUGUUCAACAGAGUCUCUAACUUGUUUUACUGUAUUCAUCAAUGUUUAGAGAUAUUUGCAUCAAUAGUAUUAUAGUGUUUUUUUGUUUUAUUUUUAAGUAUGUGAUCCUGAGAACCAUCUGUGCACUCUGGAAGUCUGUGGUAUUUUCUAUUUAAUCUUUUUCCUCUGCAUUAUUUGUUGC
This is a messenger RNA of Archocentrus centrarchus (flier cichlid), 3440 nucleotides long. RefSeq names its product zinc finger protein 841-like. The coding region runs from base 75 to 1205 and encodes 376 amino acids. NCBI's taxonomy places the organism in Eukaryota, Metazoa, Chordata, Actinopteri, Cichliformes, Cichlidae. Gene Ontology annotation, molecular function: DNA-binding transcription factor activity, RNA polymerase II-specific. Gene Ontology annotation, cellular component: nucleus. The record is from RefSeq and is a predicted model, not a curated record. Gene Ontology annotation, biological process: regulation of transcription by RNA polymerase II. The transcript has 2 exons.